AUGACGUACCCCAACGGAAACUCGAAUGGCUCAGUCAAUGAUGCCGCGGAUGUAGAGCGUCUUGCUCUGUCCUCAAACCUGCCAGAUGCCGUGUCUGAUCUCCUUCAGACGGUUGCGAGUCACGGCAAAGAUCUCCUCGCCCAGGAUCCCGAAGCACGGGCCAAACUGCUAGAAGCUACCCGGUCAUUGACCUAUGCAUUGGAAACACCCCGAGAGGCAAUUAUCCGGCACUGCUGGUCCGAGUCUACGAGUUAUGCAGCACUAGAGACCGCCGUUGAUAUAAACCUCUUCUCGGCUCUCGGCACAGAUGACAAACCGAAGACCGUCGCAGAGCUUGCUAAGGCAACUAGCGUGGAUCCAAUCUUGCUCGAGCGAUUGAUGAAGCAUCUCGCUGCAAUGGGAACAAUAACCGAGACCGGUCACAACAAGUACUGCCCUACUGGGUUCUCGAAGGUCCUCACAGUUGAGAAAUACAGCGGCGCAUUCCCGCUCAUGACCCGCCGUUUCACCAAAGGCAUUAUGGCCCUACCGGCCUUCCUUAAGAAGAACAAUUACCAAAACCCCACAAGUCCCACAGAUACGGCUUUCCAGAUGGGCUAUGAAACAGACAUGGGUUUCUUCGGACAUGUGCAGCAGGAACCGAUUACAGCAAAGCAGUUUAAUGAACACAUGUCGGUCUACGCUCAAGGCCGAGCCCGCUGGAUGGAUCACGGUUUCUACCCGGUCCAAGAGAAGCUUGUAGAUGGUGUCACGAUAGGCGACGACGAUGUCCUGCUCGUUGAUGUCGGAGGCAGCUUUGGCCAUGAUCUAUCCGAUUUCCGUCGGAAAUGGCCUGGCGCCCCUGGUCGUCUAGUGCUUCAGGAUCUUCCUGAGGUGGUGGUUUCCGUUAAUAACCUGCAUCCCUCUAUUGAUGUUACUGGUCAUGAUUUCUUUACUGAGCAACCAGUGAAAGGAGCCCGCGCGUACUAUAUGCAUUCUGUUCUUCAUGACUGGCCCGAUGAGCUUUGCCGUAAGAUUCUCGCUAAUAUCGUGGCCGCCAUGCGUCCCGGGUAUAGCAAGCUGUUGGUGAACGAGAAUGUGAUUCCGGACACGGGGGCCUACUGGGAAACCACAAGUCUGGACUUGAUUAUGAUGGAGAUUGGAUCUGGCGAGCGUACGGAACGCCAAUGGCAUGCAUUGCUUGAGUCUGCUGGGCUCAAAAUUGUCAAGAUCUGGACUGCCCAGAGGGGUGUGGAGAGUCUGAUUGAGUGUGAGUUAGCUUGA
This is a messenger RNA of Penicillium robsamsonii, 1263 nucleotides long. RefSeq names its product Winged helix-turn-helix transcription repressor DNA-binding. Lineage: Eukaryota; Fungi; Ascomycota; Eurotiomycetes; Eurotiales; Aspergillaceae. Gene Ontology annotation, molecular function: O-methyltransferase activity. Bases 1 to 1263 code for a protein of 420 amino acids. The transcript has 5 exons. The record is from RefSeq and is a predicted model, not a curated record.